Molecule: messenger RNA, 2718 nt
Organism: Maudiozyma barnettii
Lineage: Eukaryota; Fungi; Ascomycota; Saccharomycetes; Saccharomycetales; Saccharomycetaceae
Gene: LHS1
Product: Hsp70 family chaperone LHS1
Exons: 1
Coding region: 1-2718 (905 amino acids)
Biological process (GO): cellular response to hypoxia; endoplasmic reticulum unfolded protein response; negative regulation of hypoxia-induced intrinsic apoptotic signaling pathway
Cellular component (GO): endoplasmic reticulum chaperone complex
Molecular function (GO): ATP binding; ATP-dependent protein folding chaperone
Source: RefSeq, a predicted model, not a curated record
AUGGUACGCGUAUGGAAGAGUGUCAGCUUACUACCAGUGUGGCUGUUGCUAAUAUCUCAUACAUUUGCUGCUUUACUUGCAGUUGACUAUGGUCAACAAUUUAUAAAAGCCAUGGUGGUCUCGCCACAAGCUCCCUUAGAAAUGGUUCUUACACCUGAGGCCAAGAGGAAAGAAGUCUCAGGUAUGGCCUUUAAGAAAUUAUCCAAGAAAGCUACCGAUAUAGAGAGAUUCUAUGGUUCUGCAGUCGGGUCUCUGGCUACUAGAUUCCCAGGUUCUACAAUGUUGCAUUUGAAGCCACUACUUGGUAGAAGCAUUGAUGACCUAGAAGUUGUGGAAUACCAAAAAGAACAUCCUGGUUUAGAAUUGGUUUCUACAAGUAGAAAGUCUGUUGCGAUUAAGAUUGGUAAAGUUAAAUAUCCAGUUGAAGAGCUUGUCGCUAUGAAUCUACAAGAGAUUACUGCAAGAGCUAACAAACACAUUAAAGAAAAUGACAAAAGAUCAAAGGAUUACGUUGAAAAAUUAGCACUUUCUAUACCAGCAUACUGGGAUCAAUACCAACGUACGGCGCUAAUGGGUGCAGGUAUGUUUGUGGAUGAUUUAACAGGUUUGACUCUAAUCGAUGACGGUUUAACUAUCGCUGUAAAUUUCGCUGUUAAAAAAAAUGAUUUUGAAUUAGAUCAGCCUCAUCAUUAUGUCAUCUACGAUAUGGGUAGUGGCUCUAUCAAGGCCUCCCUUGUGACUAUCACUCAGGAUGCCGAGAAAGACGUUCCAAUUAAGAUUGAAUUACAAGGUUAUGGUUUCAAUUCUACCUUAGGUGGUUCUCAAUUAACUAUGCGUGUAGCAAAUCUAAUUAAGAGCAAAUUCUUAGAAAAGAAUCCAAAGGUUACGGAAGAAGAUUUGGAUGCAGAUGCUAGAGCCACGGCUAAGAUUAUUCAAGCUGCAGAAAAGGCUAAACUUGUCCUAAGUGCCAAUGGUGAAUCAUCCGUUAGUAUUGAAUCAGUACUUCCUGAUGUUGAUUUUAGAACAGUUAUUUCUAGAGAAGAGUUUGAGAAUGCCAUGGAAGAAGACAUUAAGAGUUUCAGUUUACCUAUAUUGGAUGCUAUCGAAAAACAAUUCAAUGUUAAUAGUAACGAGCACAUUACCUUGGAUGAUAUCACAGGUAUUAUAUUGGCUGGUGGUUCUUCUCGUGUUCCAUUUGUUCAAAAAUCUUUAGCUGAUGUAUUUGGUUCUGAAAAACUAUUGAAGACCGUUAAUGCAGAUGAGUCUAUUGUUAACGGUCUUUCUCUGAGAGGAACUCAAUUGUUUCAACUGUUUAAGACAAGACCAUUUAGCGUUACAGACCGUUCGGUUUUCAAUUUCACCUUGCAUCCACAGGAUGAAGAAUCAAAUGAUAUCCAAAUAUUUGAAGCAGGUUCCUCAUUCCCAAAUAAGAGAGGUGUAUUGGUUCCAAUUAAGGAUGCAUCGGAGACUAGCGUAUACUCAAUUUACGAAAAUGAUAGAAUUAUUAAGAAUAUGACUAUUGAAGGUAUUGAAAAUUUUACUCUGGCAGAAUGUCCUUUCGGUUCUGUGUAUAAUAUGAGUUACGCAUUGACCCAAGUGAGAACUUUAAACAUUGAAACCAUAGAUUGUUUCUGUAUCAAGGAUGCCAAAGAAGCUCGUUCAGUUAAGAAGGAAAUUCUUGGAAUGUCUUACAUUGAAGAUGUCGAUGAAGACGACGAAUUUGAGUCAUUUGAUAGUGAAGAAACUGAUGAUUUCCAUUUUGAUGUUGAUGCUAAGAAGGAAGCUGGUUUAAUGAUCAGUCCCGCUGUACGUAGUUACGAUGACUAUGUUAUGCCGAUGUCUAAUGAAGAAAGAAUGGAAUCUACAAACCGUAUUCAAAUGUUAGAUGAAAAUGAUAAGAGAAGAUUCCAAUUGCAAGAAGCUAAGAACCUUCUUGAGAGUAGUCUAUAUGACAUCAGAAAUUUUCUUUCUGAAGAAGAAAUCUUAAGAGAUGGUCCAACUAAACAAAUAGAAAAAUUGUCUCGAUUAGUAACUGAAUAUUUGGACUGGGUUGAAUAUGAAGCCGAUACAGCUGCUAAGAAUGAAAUUAACAAAAGAAGAAAAGAAAUUUCAAGUAUGAAGAAAAGUAUCGACGAAUAUCUGGAGACAGCCGCUGAACCACUUGGAUAUGAACAACUUCAAAAUAUAUUAGAUACAGCAAAUGGUCUUUGGGAAAAGAUCGAACACAACGCAGAUAAUCUUGAAGAAAAAUUAGCUGAAUUAGACUCGAAGUUAGAUAAGAAAAUCUUAGACGUAAGAAAGGAAUAUAGCCAAAUAAAGGUACCAUCUUACUUGGCCCAAACUAUCCGCGACUAUAAUACUACUAUUAAUAUAUUUGAAGAGAGUAUCGCUAAUAUGACAUCUUUUGUUGAACAGAAGAUCUUUGAAAAGAUGGAUCGUGAACAACUGUAUGGAGUUAAGACUAUGUUUGAAAACUUAAUAAAGGCUGCACAAGAUAAAUUCACUGCAUUGGAGACUGUACAAAGUCAACGUCUGGCAGAUCUAAAAGCUACAUAUCAACGUAAAAUAAGAUCGUUGAAGAGAAAAGAAAAGAAAAAACAACAAGCUGAAAGCUCAAAAAGUAUGGCAUCCGACACAUCAGCUUCGGCCUCUAAUGAUAAGAAGUCAUCUACUAGUAACAAAUCUACUGAAACUACUGAUGUCCAUGACGAAUUGUGA